UCUCAACCCCAACUGCUCCCAUUACAGUGAUGUGGGACUUAUAUGUUCAGGUCACACUCAGGCUCGGUUGGUGAACGGCUCUGACUCCUGUUCUGGUCGAGUGGAGCUCCAGUACCUCAGUGAAUGGGGCACAGUGUGUGAUAUAAGCUGGGAUAUGAGAGCUGCCAGUGUCCUCUGUGGUCAGUUGAAGUGUGGGAGUGCUGUGUCUGUGUUGGGGUCAGACUGGUUUGGGGAGGGGAGUGGCCAGAUCUGGGCUGAUGUGUUUGAUUGUCAGGGGAACGAAACACACCUGUCAAAAUGUCCCAUUUCAUCAUGGAGUCGAACUGCAUGCUCUCAUAAACAGGAUGCUGGAGUCAUCUGCAGUGGUUCCUCUCUGGCAUUUCAUGAGGGGCAAGUACGGUUGUCUGGAGGGAUGGAGUGUGAGGGGGAGGUGGAGGUGUACUUCAGGCAGGACUGGAGGAGAGUUCUGCUGGACUCCUGGAGUGAGUCUGAGGCCUCUGUGGUCUGCAGACAGCUGGGCUGUGGCUCUGUGUUCAGCUUCUCCAGCUCCUCUACAUCCAGUCCUGAACACAGUCACAUGUGUGUGACGGGUUUCAAUUGUUCUGGGAGUGAAGCUCAUCUGGGGAACUGCAGCAGCGCACAAGCAGUCAACUGCAGCUCCAGAGAACAGCUCUCAGUCACCUGCUCUGCUCACAGCUCCAUCAGGCUGGUUGGUUCUGGGGGAGACUGUGCAGGAAGGCUGGAAGUUUUCCACAGUGGCUCAUGGGGGACAGUGAGUGAUGACUUGUGGGAUAUUGAGGAAGCACAGGUGGUCUGCAGACAGCUGCAGUGUGGAGUGGCCCUCAGUGCUCUGGUACCAGCCCAGUUUGGACCUGGAGCUGGGCGCGUAUGGUUGAAUGAGGUAGAUUGUUUGGGGAACGAGACGUCCCUGUGGAACUGCAGAUUUCAGCUGUGUGGAGAGAAUGAAUGUGGACACAAGGACGAUGUAGGAGUCGUGUGCUCAGAGUUUAAAGAGUUCAGACUCACUGAGGGCUGUGAGGGGAAUCUGGAAGUGUUCUACAAUGGAACCUGGGGUAAUGUGUGUGGAAAUAGGAUGGAUGAAGAAACAGCAAGUUUGAUCUGUCAGGAUCUUAACUGUGGGAGAUUUGGCAGUGAGACGGCUGCCAAAGCAAGAGUGGAAUCAGCUCCUAACUGGCUGGAUGUGGUGAAAUGUAGGAAACAUGAUUCCACUCUUUGGCACUGUCCAUCUUCUCUCUGGGGACAGAACAACUGUAAUAAUCACAAUGAAGUGGCUCAGAUUACCUGCUUAGGAAAGGAAAAUCAUCUUGCACUAGAAAACCAUCUUAAAUGCUCCUCAUUUCUCCACCAGAGACAGUGCUCAAGUCACCUGCCUCUCAGGCUGAGGGGAGGAAAUGGAAGCUGCUCUGGGAGGCUGGAGGUGUAUCAUAACAGUGAGUGGGGGUCCAUCUGUGAUAAUCUGUGGGACAUCAAGGAUUCUCAGGUGGUCUGCAGGCAGCUGGGCUGUGGGCCAGCACUGAGUGCUGAUGGGAGUGCUGUCUUUGGUGCUGGUGAAGGGCCUAUCUGGCUGAACAGAGUGAAGUGUAGAGGGAAUGAGAUUCACCUGUGGGACUGUCCUCAUUCCCUGAAGAACCACACAGACUGCUCCCACAGGCAGGACGCUGGAGUCACCUGUGCAGAGAUAUCUGCACCUACCUCUACUGCACCCACAACAACAAUCACCACCUUCACCACCUCAGUUGUUCAGCCAUUGGAGAGAACAAACACUCCUUCACAAACUCCGUCCAUCUAUCUAAUCUCUCUCCUGGUUCUGGGAGUGCUGCUUUUCCUGACCUUAGUGCUUCUGGUUGUGUUGUUUUACCAGAACAGAGUGCUCAGGAGAGUGCUCUCUAAGAGGAGGCGCAAGACUGUGACUGAGGCAGUCUAUGAGGAGAUCGACCGCGUCACUAAAAGAAACGACUUGACACAAAGGAGAAGUAUCCUCUCUGAAGAGCAGCACUCAGGAUAUGAAGAUGUAGAUGAGGAGCUUCUCUCAGAAAAGUCUCUGACUGGAGUAAAGGCAGAAUAUUAUGAUGAUGUCACAACCAGAGGUCUGAAAAGUGAAUCAGAAAAAGAAGAAACAGCAGAGACCUAUGACGAUGUCUUCACUGCUGGACAGAUCUCUGAUAGUGUAGCAGAGGACAUAGCAGAGCAUUAUGAUGAUGUCAUCACUGCUGAUCAGAGCUCAGCUGUUGUAACAGAAGACAUAACAGAUAACUAUGAUGAUGCUGUUACUGCUGGACCAAACUCCAACAUUAUGACAGUGGACACACAAAAGAGCUAUGAUGAUGUAAUCCCUGCUAAAUAGGAUGUAGGAGGGGUAAAAGACUUUUAUGACGUGGAGAAGGAGCCUCAGACAGAGAUGAAUCAUGUUACUGAAAGAUCAUGGCCAGUGUCUUUCCUCUGGAACCUACAUUCAAACCUCUUCAAACGCAACAAGUGAUUUUGUUAUAGACCAUAAUACAUUUUUUUAAGGAGCAUAAACAUUGGGCUUCAUUCACCAAUAUCUUCCUAGGCUUUUGCUUAAAUUUGUUCUUGAGAAAGGUCUUAAGAAGAAGUUUGUCAGAUUCAUGACUGAAGAAUUUUUGCGCCUUUGUGCUUGUGUGUGUGUGCGUGUGUGUUCUGUUUUACCUAAGAACAAAUCCCAUUUACGAAAGCAUUGAUGAAUGUCAGAAUCUUUGUGAAAACUGUUUGUGUUCUUAAGAAUGGUUGGUGAGGCCCAUUGUUUAUUCUAGCUUUACAUGUGGUGUAAACACCCACAGAGGUAAAACAACUCUUAAAGUUUACCAAUCCAAAUGUCACAAACUGUCCUUUCACUUUUCAUCGCUUUCUUUGAAAACGAUAAGCCUUAGUGAGCUACACUCUCAAUACAGAUGUGUUAAAAGUAUGAAGUGUUAUUUUUUUAACACAGCUGCAGAAAAGUAGAACACAUUUUGUUACUAUUAAUGCUACCAGUGUGUUAUCAUAUUUAACAUAGGCAGUUACAGUCUGUGUUGUGUCUAUUUAGCACAUCAAAUUUUAUUAGAUGUAUGUUAGUAGAAAUAAUCCAUUUGCUACUAAAAUGUUUAAUUAUAGUUUAAGUUUAAGAAUGGUUUGGGCUGAAGACCUUAAAUAAAAGGGCUGUUCAUUUUCAUCAUAUAUUAUUAAAAAGAGUGAAGCUACAAAAAAUGUAGAGACAAGAAGUGAACUUUAAGUGCUGUUUUACUGUAGUACAUUUCUAUGACUGAGUUAUUUAACCCAUUGCUGUAUUAGAGACAGUUGUACUGUUGGCACCUAGAAACUGGCCAGACUGUUAUAAAUGUUUAAAAAUAGAUCAUAAAAAAGAUCAAUUGCCUAAUAUUGCAUUACAGUGUAGACAUGUUUCCGAGCUUUUUAUCUCUUAUUAUUUGCAAGUUUGUAAUGUUUGUGAUUAUUAUGAUGUGAUAUGCACACAACCUUAAUCACAGCUUCAA
This is a messenger RNA of Pygocentrus nattereri (red-bellied piranha), 3509 nucleotides long. Its product is annotated as scavenger receptor cysteine-rich type 1 protein M130-like. The record is from RefSeq and is a predicted model, not a curated record. The coding region runs from base 155 to 2365 and encodes 736 amino acids. The transcript has 17 exons. NCBI's taxonomy places the organism in Eukaryota, Metazoa, Chordata, Actinopteri, Characiformes, Serrasalmidae. Gene Ontology annotation, cellular component: membrane.